AAAGAUUUUCGAAGAUUUGACUAUAUUCGAACAACGAAUCUCAUGUCAUUCGUUACCAAAAACAUUUGAUGACAUUCCAAUAGUUACAUAUCAAAAUUUAUUUGGAAAUGAAGCUAAUAAAAUUAUGCAAGAAUUGAAACGUCGAGAAUUUAAUGAUCAGCUGAAAAAAUAUGAACUAGAAUUUCAACAUUAUAAAGAUUUGUAUCAAACAGAAAUCAAUAUAUAUUUGAAUUCGAUGUUUAUCCACAAGCGUCCACAAGUCAUUGUCGACGCUCGUAAAAUAUCAUUGAAUCGACUCCAAUUAGAUUAUCUUUCCAAAAGUGGUACACAGAUACCUUUCUUUUAUAGUAUUAUCUCAAUUGCUAAUUUAUUCUUAUCUAUUCAUGUUCUGAAAUGUUUUCUAUUUCACGGACCUAACUAUAUCAGAUCAAAUUAA
Rotaria socialis is the source of this 436-nucleotide messenger RNA. The record is from the annotation of a GenBank genome assembly. NCBI's taxonomy places the organism in Eukaryota, Metazoa, Rotifera, Eurotatoria, Philodinida, Philodinidae.